CUUUCCCGCGACCGUCCAUUUUAAUUCCCUUUCCUCUCCAAAAAAAAAAUGAUCUUGCAAAUUUAAUCAGGUUUAUUAAAUCUAAAUUCUAGUUCUAUAACCUAAGUUAAUAAUUCCACCUCUUUUCAAUAGAAAAAAAAAACUGUGACCUUUUUCUCUAUCUUUUUCCCCAAUCAAAAGAAUACAACCCUAACUGCCCUUGAAAAAAAGUCGUCUUCGAUUUUAUAUAUGCGUGACUAAGCCAUGAGUACUAAUUUUGGAGGCAAGAAAAUUGAAUUGAAUGGGAGGGACGACCUUAAUAGGCCUUUGCUGGAGCCCCGGGAUAGUGUUACCAUAACUAUUCCUGAACCUGUUGAUAAGUUGGAUAGGAAGAGAACAGUGAUGCUCAGAAUAGGGAAUAUCAAGUGUGCAUCUUGUGUGACUUCCAUUGAAUCCGUGCUUGGAGAGCUCAGGGGUGUUGAGAGUGUCUCGGUGUCACCAAUUCAAGGUCAAGCCGCAAUUGAAUAUGUCCCAAAGCUCAUAAAUACAAAAAAGAUUAAAGAGACAAUAGAGGAUGCUGGUUUCCCUGUUACUGAGUUUCCAGAGCAAGAAAUAGCAGUCUGUAGGCUCAGGAUUAAGGGAAUGGCAUGUACAAGCUGUUCUGAGUCCCUUGAACGUGCUUUACAAUUGUUGGAUGGAGUUAAAAAAGCAGUGGUUGGUCUAGCUCUUGAAGAAGCUAAGGUUCACUUUGAUCCAAAUGUUACCGAUCCAGAUCGCAUCAUUGAAGCAAUAGAAGAUACUGGCUUUGGAGCUGAUCUCAUUAAUUCUGGAAAUGAAGCGAACAAAGUACAUCUAAAACUUGAUGGAGUGUCCUCAAUGGAGGAGAUGAGCACUAUUCAAUCCUACCUUGAGUCAGCCAUAGGUGUUAAUCACAUUGAAAUAGACUUGGAAGAAAAAAAGGUCGCUGUCAGCUAUGAUCCAGACCGAACUGGUCCAAGAUAUCUUCUAGAAGGCAUACAUAAAGUUGGUCAUGGCUCAUACAAGGCAAGCUUGUAUAUACCCCCCAGACAAAGAGAAGCUGAGCAACAGCAUGAAAUUAGUAUGUAUAGGGAUCAGUUCCUUUCAAGCUGCCUGUUCUCUGUUCCGGUAUUUAUAUUCUCCAUGGUACUACCAAUGCUUCCUCCUUUUGGAAAUUGGUUAGAAUACAAGAUCUACAACAUGUUUACUGUUGGGUUGCUUCUGAGAUGGAUUCUUUGCACACCAGUGCAGUUCAUUGUUGGCCGAAGGUUUUAUACAGGAUCAUACCAUGCAUUGAGACGAAAAUCUGCUAAUAUGGAUGUUUUAGUUGCCAUGGGCACCAAUGCUGCAUAUUUUUACUCUGUUUACAUAGCAAUUAAAGCUCUGAUGUCAGAUACAUUUGAAGGGCAAGAUUUUUUUGAGACAAGUGCAAUGUUGAUAUCCUUUAUUCUCUUGGGAAAAUAUUUAGAGGUGGUGGCUAAAGGGAAAACGUCAGAUGCUUUAGCCAAGCUGAUGGACCUUGCUCCUGAUACUGCUCGUUUGCUAACAUUAGAUGAUGAUGGAAAUGUUGUCUUAGAGGUGGAAAUCAGCACCCAACUAAUACAAAGGAAUGAUAUAAUCAAGAUCAUUCCCGGGGAGAAAGUUCCUGUUGAUGGCAUUGUCACUGAUGGUCAAAGCUAUGUGAAUGAGAGUAUGAUCACAGGGGAGGCACGGCCUCUUGCUAAAAAGCCUGGUGACAAGGUUAUUGGUGGAACUAUGAAUGAGAAUGGAUGUUUACAGAUCAAGGCCACUCAUGUUGGGUCAGAAACUGCCCUUUCUCAAAUUGUUCAGCUUGUUGAAGCUGCUCAGCUUGCCAGAGCACCUGUUCAGAAAAUUGCAGACCAGAUAUCUAGGUUUUUUGUUCCUGCAGUUGUUCUCUGUGCUCUCAUAACUUAUUUGGGAUGGUUGAUUCCUGGAGUUAUUGAUUUUUAUCCUAAACAUUGGAUUCCGAAAGGCAUGGAUAAAUUUGAACUUGCACUGCAGUUUGGUAUUUCAGUGCUUGUGGUUGCUUGCCCAUGUGCUCUAGGGCUAGCAACCCCUACAGCAGUCAUGGUUGCCACAGGGAAGGGUGCUUCACUUGGUGUGCUUAUUAAGGGUGGAAAUGCACUUGAGAAGGCACACAAGGUAACAGCAAUUGUGUUUGAUAAGACGGGGACAUUGACAGUUGGGAAACCAGAGGUUGUAAGUGUCAUGCUCUUUUCAAGUAUGUCGAUGGAAGACUUCUGCGAUAUGGCUAUUGCUGCAGAGGCAAACAGCGAGCACCCAAUAGCCAAAGCUUUCCUGGAGCAUGCUAGAAUGUUGCAUCAGAAGAUAGAAUCUAACAAUCAACCCAACAAUCAACAUCUCAAAGAGGCUAGGGACUUUGAGGUGCACCCUGGCACUGGGGUGAGUGGAAAAGUUGGUGACAAAAUGGUCUUGGUUGGAAACAAGAGGCUUAUGCAAACUUAUAAUGUCAUAGUUGAUCCUGAGAUUGAGGACUACAUUUCAGAAAACGAGCAACUGGCUCGAACUUGUGUCUUAGUUGCCAUUGAUGGAAAGGUUGCUGGAGCUUUUGCAGUAACUGAUCCAGUGAAGCCAGAAGCUGAGCAAGUUAUAUUAUAUCUUCGCUCAAUGGGCAUUUCAAGCAUCAUGGUAACUGGUGAUAACUGGGCCACUGCAACUGCCAUUGCAAAGGAGGUUGGCAUAGAGAAGGUGAUUGCUGAGACAGAUCCAGUGGGAAAAGCUGAUAGGAUCAAAGAAUUGCAGAUGAAUGGCUUGACUGUUGCUAUGGUGGGAGAUGGAAUAAAUGACUCACCUGCUUUAGUCGCAGCUGAUGUAGGCAUGGCAAUUGGUGCUGGUACUGAUGUAGCUAUAGAAGCAGCCGACAUAGUACUCAUCAAAAGCAACUUGCAAGAUGUAGUUACAGCAAUAGACCUGUCCAGAAAGACCAUUUCCCGCGUUUGGCUUAACUAUGUGUGGGCCCUUGGUUAUAACAUUCUUGGCGUCCCAGUUGCUGCUGGAAUCUUAUAUCCCUUUACUGGAAUUCGGUUACCACCUUGGCUAGCUGGUGCAUGCAUGGCGGCCUCCUCUCUUAGUGUAGUUUGUUCUUCUCUCUUGUUGCAGUUUUAUAGGAAGCCUUUAGUAGUCCAAGAUACAGAAGGACAAAUUCACUACUCCAUAUCCACCUGAUGGGGUACAUUUUGGUAAUUCAUAUCUAACUGCAUAAUAUCUGCUGUUCCCACCGCUGCAGUUAUUAACCAUGCAAAUGAAGAAGGUCCUUAGAUUAUUCCACCAGAUCCUAGCUUCUGAAUAGGUUGAUGUUAUUGCUAAAGAUUUCAUGCAAUUAUCGCUUCAUUGGAAAGGCUAAUUUACCAUUUACUCAAGAGAGAUGGACUACCAUAUAGUUAUAUUUCUUGUAUAACUAAAAGUGUAAAGUUUGUCAUUUGGGAUAAUGGAUCAUUUCCAAUGAGAAGAUUAGCUUAGCUUAAAGAUCAUGGAUGUAAAUCUC
Theobroma umbraticum is the source of this 3523-nucleotide messenger RNA. Its product is annotated as copper-transporting ATPase HMA4-like. The record is from RefSeq and is a predicted model, not a curated record. Gene Ontology annotation, biological process: monoatomic cation transport. Lineage: Eukaryota; Viridiplantae; Streptophyta; Magnoliopsida; Malvales; Malvaceae. Gene Ontology annotation, molecular function: copper ion binding; ATP hydrolysis activity; ATP binding. Gene Ontology annotation, cellular component: membrane.